Molecule: messenger RNA, 669 nt
Organism: Ornithodoros turicata
Lineage: Eukaryota; Metazoa; Arthropoda; Arachnida; Ixodida; Argasidae
Exons: 5
Source: RefSeq, a predicted model, not a curated record
UCCACCACAGUGCAAUGAUAAAACCUUAUCAGACGCCAGGCUCAUUUGCGAGCAAAGAUAUAAAGAAGCACACAAACCAACAGGUGCAAAACGUCGUGCAGACCUACAACCUAGAGAUCUGAGCCGGGAGGAGGUGCACAAAGAACAUUGCUGUGUAAUGGAAUACAGCAGGGAUUGCGUUCUGGGAUAUCUAAAAGAACACGGAUGCAGUGAUCCAGAUUUUCUUGAGAUUUUUCUCGAGAAUAUACGAACCGAAUGUGGAGCAUCUAAGUGGAACUGUACAGAGUGCAAAAGAGAAGAUAUGGUUGAGAGAUUUUCUGAGGCCGACGCUGAGUGCGAUGCGAGGUACAGACAAGAACAUGGUCUCACUACCGGAAAACCCACAGAUUUGGUUCCCGGUACGACCAGAUGUUGUAUGUUGCUUUACGGCAAGGACUGCGUUCCCCUUCGACUCGUAGAAAAAGGAUGCGAUGCUUGGAUUCUCGCAAGAUCCGAAGAAAUGUGGAGCAAGCGAAUAUUGGCUGCAUGUGACCCAUCGACCUCGAAGUGCUUGCAGUGCAAUCAAAAAACUAUAUCCGAUGCCGAAGAUGUGUGCUUAAGGAAGUACGAACAGGAACAUGGCAUUAUUUCUAGAGGCCUGAUGUCCGGCAAUGACAAACAACUGUGCUG